Molecule: messenger RNA, 3465 nt
Organism: Kwoniella mangroviensis CBS 8507
Lineage: Eukaryota; Fungi; Basidiomycota; Tremellomycetes; Tremellales; Cryptococcaceae
Exons: 11
Coding region: 1-3465 (1154 amino acids)
Biological process (GO): regulation of DNA-templated transcription; DNA-templated transcription
Molecular function (GO): DNA-binding transcription factor activity, RNA polymerase II-specific; DNA binding; zinc ion binding
Source: RefSeq, a predicted model, not a curated record
AUGGAUCAUCAACCUCAUGAAAACACCGAAUCUCAUUCGAAUAUACCGAUACCGAUACCGAUACCGACAGACUAUCCAGGUCAAUCAGGAUCAGGUUCGGGUUCAAUUCGUGUACCGCCACCACCACCACCUAGACAACCAUCAUCGGGUGCAGGAUCAGAGCAUUAUCCACCUUUAUAUACUAGGGUACCAGUAGAUUUUCAACUUGGAAGAGAUCAUCAUCAACAACCUAAUGAAGCUGGACCAUCUACUCAUCCUCAUCAACUAGCUUCAAGCUAUUUAUCACAUCCUCAACAACUUCCUAUGGUCUAUUCUGCCAAUCCACCUGAACAUCCUACAAAUCCGUAUCAACAGAUCUAUCAUCGGACACCGCCCGAUAACAAGCGUAGGAGAGGAAGGCUGGCUACGGCUUGCGUCAAUUGCAAUCGCCGUAAACAGAGGUGCGACGGUGAAAUUCCUUGUGGUCUGUGCUUGAAGAGGAAUGUUCCAUGCUCUUAUCCUACAGAGAUGAAUACCUCUUAUAACGCAGAUGCAGAGAGGGUGAAGCAGUCUGCUACCAUGAUGGCUUCUUCGUCUUCUGCACCUACUCAUCAACCUGCCAAGAAAGCUAGGAUGAGCGUUGAAGAAGGAGAUGCGGCGAGGGUGGGCGAUCCGUCGUUCAAAGCUAGAGGCAGAGAAAGAGAUGGUUUGACCGAUGAUCAAGCUGGAAGAGCUAGGAGGAUGUCUCUUCCUUCAGAGGGUAUAGAACAUCGUCAACAUGUUGGACCAGGAUCCCAGAACCCUUCUCGAGAACCGACCUCAACGCAAUCAUCAAAUCUCUCACUACCCAUCCCUUCUCAUCCCAUCUCUUCCGAAAGGAGCAACCCCAUGAUGCACCGUCUGGACCAAAUUCCGACCCAAGAAGAUCCCGAAACUUCUCUGGGUAGGUUCUGGAGAUCCUAUACCGAUCUUAGACCUAGUACCAGUCCGCUUCCUUCUUCAACGGGGAUAGGGGUUGGAACAAGAGGUGAAAGUGGUAGUCAUGAUAAAGAUGAGACUUGCUCUUCGUCUGCAUCGGACAAAUUGAUGGAAGAGAACGAGGCCUACGGUGUUGGCAGUUUGAGGACUCACACAGGUCCUUGGGAUGGGGGAAAAGGUGAAAAAACGUUCUUCGGCACGAGUCAUUUUGGUCCACAGCUGGCUGCCAAAGUCAUCAGAAGCAUGCCUACUGUCCCACUGGCGGAUGUACGACAUGCGCCGUACCGUGGCGCCUCGAGAUUAGACGGUGUGAAAUCUUAUACUCUUGAAUCCCAGACGAGGCAAUUGGUGGGUUAUCUCCCAGCAAGAGAGGAAUGCGAUCGUUAUGUGAGAAGGUUCUUUGAAAGAUACAAUAGCCACAAUGAUAUCCUCUAUCAACCUGAUUUCAUGGUAGCCUAUCAUCGAUUUUGGAACGAUUACAAUACCAAGCAAUCCUCUCAAGUGGACCUACGUUACCUUGGCUUACUCCUCAUCGUCUUAGCUUUGGGAGUACUUUUAGACCACGACCCAUCUGAAAAAGUAAAUAGGCAAAAUCAAUUGCUCAAUCUGAGGUUGAACGAAGAGCAGAAAACAAUCGUGGAAGGAAUGAUGAAUCAUUUGGAGAAUCAGACGAUGAGCUUGAAAGAUAGAGAAGAGAAAUCGUCGAAAUGGUCUUGGGCAGCCAAGAGGGCGUUAUUGGAAAGUUCGAGCUUUUUUGGUGAAUCAAUGGAUACUGUCAGAGCUGGGUUAUUGAUCGCUCUCUACCUCAAUGUAUGUAGGAGAGUACCAGAAGCUUGGACUGCGAUUGGUACGGCGAUCAGAGCUGCCCAGGCUCAAGGUCUACAUGUUGAUGGAUCGUCUUGGAAAGGAAUGACUACAAAGGAAGCUGAGUUGAGAAGGAGGCUGUGGGCUCAGCUGUACGCAGUUGAUCGCUCUAUCGCUCUCUUCCUCGGUCGACCAGUCUGCAUCCAGGAUGGAGAGUUCACCACCAGAGAACCAGCCAAUAUGCACGACGACGAACUGGAGAUGCCAUCCAUAUUCCCUCGAGGAUUAUCUUUCCCUACCAAAACUACAUUCCUUAUCCUUCAUUAUCGCCUAGCCAAGAUCAUCGGUGAAGUCCAAUCAACAUGUUUCAACCUCAAUCCGCGAAAGUAUUCGGAUGUACAAGAAUGUGAAGAGAUGUUUUUGAGAUUCAAAGAAUCAUUACCGCCACAUUUUAAAUUGGAUAGAGAAGGAACAGAUUUCACGUUGGACGAUCAACAAGGGUACAAUUGGCUACCUAUCCAAAGACAAACGUUGAAUGCGAAAUUCCAUUUGGCCAGGAUAUCUCUACAUCGCCCGUACCUCCUCAGAUCACUCGGUAGAAGCAAGUCCAGAAAGGUGAACCCUUAUAUAAGAAGCAGAGAUGCUUUAUUGCAUUCUGCUACCGCAGAUCUGCAAUUGAGGUUCAUGUUCAAUGAGCUCGACCCGCUCGAUAGAUUCAAGUGGAUGACUGUGGCAUCAGGAUUCAAUUCCGCCACUAUCCUCGGUAUCCUCUGCCAUCUAGGCUACAAAGAUUCACGAUUCCCGAAAGGUUCGUUGAGAUCGAUGAUCCAGGCUUACAUCGCUCUCGAAGAAAAGACUAUCCGAAGGGACGAAGCUUUGGAAACUGAAUUGAUGGUCUUGAGACUGAUGGAAGCUAAAGCUUUAGCGAGAGAAGACAUGGAUCUGAGGAGUGGGAGGACCACUCCUGGUUCUCAUGGUUCUAUCGUUGGGAAUGAACCUAAAUUGAUGGUCCAGAUCAAUCAGAGUAGAUUCAUGCCUCCACCACCACAAAUACCUGUGGUGGACAAUCAACCUCGAUCUACUACAUUGGGAUCUCGCCAACAUCGACUCCAACAUCCACAGUCGAGAGUCGACAUCACCACGGAUUUAUCGGCAGACAUCAAUACGUCUAACGAUAUUUGGUCGUCUUCCGCACCUGUCCAUGUUGAGCCUAUGGCAGACUCAGCUCGAGAUCGACUUCGACCUGGAACGGGACAUGGAAUACAUUCUGAGAAUGAGAAUGAUACUCUACUGCCAUACGAUUUAAAUUCGCAAUACGAUCCAACGAACGUGCAUUUACCGACCCCCUUACCACAUUCUUCAUCUACUCCCUCACUGUCCACUGCACUGGGUCUAACGAAUCACAAUCACAAUAAUACAUAUAACGACAAUCCCAAUCAGAACACACAAGGCGAUGAUACCCGAAGGACACAAAACGAUAACGAAUGGUAUUUACCUUCCGAUUGGGAUCCUACGACAUCCGGCUUGCCCGAUUCGUCCGACCCCUCUGCAUGGCAGGCUCUGCUGGGUAUGGAAUGGAUGAAUAACCUUGAUCUAGAUAUGGAUCUGGACAUAACGGAGGGGGAGAAUACAGGUAGUUUGAUAGCUCCCCUGGGACAAGGUCAGGCUCAGAAUGGACAAGAUAGGGAUGGACAUGGGCUUUGA